UUCAACCCACUAUCUAGCUAGCAGCCAGCAGAUAGCUGCUCACCUCUGCUCGUUUUUAACUUUUUUAUGUUUGGUAUCAGUUGUUUUUAUUUUAUUUCAUUUUUUUACUCGCUCCGUAAAAAUACCGAUAGUGGUGUCUUUCUGCUUAUUUUUGCUGGAAUAAGAUGGUCGUUCUGACAAAUAACAAUGAGGAGCAGGAUUAUAUCCUGAUAGAGGAGCGUAAAUGCACCUCAUUGCACAGCUCUCCUGCCAAGCGAGUGUCGCCAACCAAAAAGAAGCAGUUCUAUAUCAACCAAGCCAUCCGCAACUCUGACCUCACUCCCAGGGCCAAAGGCAAGAAGAGCCUCCGCCGACAGGAGAACACCCGCUUUCUUGCUAACCUCCUUGAGAAGGAUGAGUGCUCCAAAGAUGAUCUGGAAGUUUGCAGUAACCCGGCCAUCCCAUCCAUCUUCUCUGAAGUCUGCGCCAAUGGAAACUACAUAGAGCCAUGGAAUGACUUCAUGAAUUGCUCCGGUGAGGAGCAGGAGAGGCUGCUCUCUCUCCUGGAGCAGGAGGGAUCCAAGAAGAAAAACAACAACCAGCUCCUCGAAGACCAGAGGAAUGUAAAUCCUGCCUUCACUGCUCAGGACUGCUUCCAGAGAAUCGAUCGCAGGUUGCGAGCGACUCUGAGGCGAAAACAAAUCCCCAUGGGAAAGCUGGAAAUUCUGGAGGAAAACCUUCUGAGCUUCUUCAGUGCUCAACCUCACUCAGUUUACACAACCAACCUCAGCAGCAGCUUUGAGAGGCUGCUGCUUCACGCCAUCUGCCAGUAUAUGGACCUCGUCUCUGCAAGCAGAGACUACAACGGCUUACGUCAGACUGAAGUGGUGAACAAACAAGAAGAGUUCCUGCCUCCGAGGCUCCUGCUCUCUGCCUACCUGGAGCAGAUGAGUUGAGGACAGGACCACGCCCUUUUCUCUGUUUCUUCCUGAUGCACGCAGGAGCUCUCUGAAAUGUAGAUAUGAUGUGCAGUCUUCACGCGUUGUUUGUAAUAUCCACCAAGCUCAGAUGUCUGCUUCUCUUUUCUCUACUUGGUCAAUUUUCCAUUAAUUAGAUCAUAAACAAAUCAGAACUGAUCACAGGAGCGUGUAAAAAAAAAGGUUAGUUCAUACUUAAAGUUGAAUUUUAAACCGUAUGUUAUGUAAUAUGUAGUGCGUGUGCAGCUCAGCACAGCAGAGUCCAAACACAAAAGGGUCGACUCCGAUCUGAGGCUUACAAACUGAUACCUGUUUGAUGUUGGUAACUUGACCUCCCCUGUCACACCAUCCUCAGGCAAAAACAGGAAACAGUUUUUCAUCCAGCCAGCAGUGCUUUCUGCUGUAUAAUAGUGCAGAAUCACAGAGCAGUUUUCCAGCACUAUUUGGAAUCAGCAUUAGGAAUGAAAUGAUAGAUUUAGGUCUACACAUAAAUAUACCAACAUGAUAGAGAUUACGCUUGAAUUCAAAAGGUAAUGGGGUGAUUUGAUGUCUGUGUAGGUUCUCAGUCAUCCAGAGACAGUGAUUGUGAUAGUGUUGUAUCAGAACUUAUUCAUGAGCUUUAACCACAAGCUUAGGAAACAUGAAACAUCUUCUACACCUGCAACAAAUAAGAAGAAGAUUCAAGAAGACUUUAUUGUCAUUAUAUGUAACAUAUAACAAAAUUUGCGUUCCAGUUUAUAUAAUAAUGAGACAUUAUAGGAAUAUCUUAUAAUAACUGAUAGAGUAACAGCUGCUGAAGUUUACAAACAGCUGGCUUAACACUUAACAAAGCAAUCACAGUAAAUUACAGCAGUAACACUUCAACGUAGUGGAAAGCAUGCUGUGUAAGCACUCAGAUUUGCGCUUCUGUAAGGAAUCUGCAGUGCUGAUAACAAAUGAGUGUGUAAAGGUUUUAAGGCAAUUCUUAAAUGAAAUGCAUCAUUGUCUGAAAGAGUAACCUGUAUGAAGCAUUUAUAUUAAUAUCUCUUUAUGCACAGACACAUCAGUCAUGAUAAAGCAUUUCUCUCAUUCAUUGCUACUUGUUAUCCUCUUACUAUGUUCUCUAUUAUCUAGAAGAAAAUUAGCUUUUGGGGCUGUUUUUCUGUUAGCUUUGAGAUGAUGUCCUGUCUACACUGGAUUUGAGAAACUCUUACAGUUGAAUCAAAGGUACCUUUUCUGUCAGCUGAGUAGCAGCUUUAUCCACUGUCGCCUGUAACACCGAGUUCUGCUUCCAGUACGUGUGCGUAACACGUGGGCAUUAGAUUCAGCGUUUUGUCUGAAAGAUUCUGAAUGCACAGCAGAUCCAGUGCAGACACUGACACACGGCAGCUGCUUUUCACUUCACUUUUUCACACCGCUGUAGACAAGCUGCCAGUGCUAUUUCAGUAAUGGCCCGAUAUUUAAGAUGAUGAACUGAUUAUUGUGUGUUUUGGUGUAUCAACGUGCAGAGUGCUGUCUUGGUUUACAUUAACAUACACCUUUUAACUGCUAGCACAGUUUAAAUGUAUACUUAUAUACAUUAGAUGGGGGAUAAAACCUGCUGAGCCUUGACUCUCAGGUAUGUUACAUCUCAGUAUUUACAUCCCUGGAAAAGUACUUCUGCCUUAUGAACACAGUUUCUAUGUUUUCUCUGUACAAUUUUCCACUUUGUACUUGACUGGAUUUUAGAAACGUGUAUCCAGGUUCUUUAAAGGAAAAGGAAAGACCUUGUUUCCGGUUUCUUUUUUUAUAAUGCUGUCGGCAGUGUAACAAAACUUGACCUGUUGGUGCAUUUUGUCAACAACCAAAGUGUGCGUGUGGAAAUCCAACUUUCUCAGGCUUUCACUCUGAAUGUCAUGUAGUGCUCAUUUCUGUGUACUGUGUUCUCUCUUGAGAUGAACCUGUUUGGAUUAUGUUCACCCUCGGGCCCUGCCAAACUUUCCUGUACUUGUACAUGUAAUUGUGCUGUAAAUAUUACACUUAAUUGACUUGUGCCAACGUUUGGAUUUAAAAUGCCUAAACAGUCUGAGAGCUUUAUACACUAAACUGAAACAUCUUUGUGUAUAUAUGUGUGUGUAUUAUAAGUAUCACUGCAAUUAUUAAAAGGAUUAAAGUUUUCUUUUUCCAUUUU
Archocentrus centrarchus (flier cichlid) is the source of this 3105-nucleotide messenger RNA. RefSeq names its product R3H domain containing 4 (gene r3hdm4). Bases 165 to 935 code for a protein of 256 amino acids. Gene Ontology annotation, molecular function: nucleic acid binding. Lineage: Eukaryota; Metazoa; Chordata; Actinopteri; Cichliformes; Cichlidae. The record is from RefSeq and is a predicted model, not a curated record. The transcript has 9 exons.